Molecule: messenger RNA, 504 nt
Organism: Stylophora pistillata
Lineage: Eukaryota; Metazoa; Cnidaria; Anthozoa; Scleractinia; Pocilloporidae
Product: alpha-protein kinase vwkA-like
Source: RefSeq, a predicted model, not a curated record
AUGGGAACAAAUGUGUUGAAGAAGUACAAACAAAGUGAAAUAACUGGAAUUGUUCAGCUUUUUGGAUCUAUCGAAUCACACACGAGAAAGUCAGUGCAGCUCAAUGCAUUGGCUAGAAAUUUUUCUCAAACGUUGGCCAAUGAAGUCUCAGUUUUUGAGUUUGGUCAGACAUUUAGCUAUAAUAAGGUAUACUUUAGAUCCAUAAACAAUGAGCAUGUAACAUUGGAGAGCCACCUAGAGGGAACCUUUCAAAAGUCCAUUAAUAAUGAUGGAGUAAUAUGUGUCAUAACUCAAGAUGAACUAAGCCAGAAAGCUGAAGCGUAUGUCCACUACACAUAUGUUAAGUCAAAACAACAACUGAUGGUCGCUGAUAUCCAGGGAGUUGGAUACAGUCUCUGCGACCCUGAAAUUGCCAGUGCAGAGCUGCAAGACCCAGAUGAUAACUCAAUUAUAUUCUGUACUGGCAACCUCUCAUACCAUGCAAUUGAAAACUUCCCAAAUUGA